Messenger RNA from Nothobranchius furzeri (turquoise killifish), 4432 nucleotides. RefSeq names its product A-type potassium channel modulatory protein DPP6. Gene Ontology annotation, biological process: proteolysis; regulation of potassium ion transmembrane transport. Gene Ontology annotation, molecular function: potassium channel regulator activity; serine-type peptidase activity. Gene Ontology annotation, cellular component: plasma membrane; voltage-gated potassium channel complex. NCBI's taxonomy places the organism in Eukaryota, Metazoa, Chordata, Actinopteri, Cyprinodontiformes, Nothobranchiidae. The record is from RefSeq and is a predicted model, not a curated record.
ACCUGGAACUAUUUCUGCUCAGAGUGGGAGGAAAAGGUGUCUCUGCUUCCUGUUGGCAGAUGGUUUAGCGGUCUCUGCAUCAUACUGUGCUGAAAAGGAUACCUAUACAUAUGGACACACCAGCUUUGUUUUUGCCUCUGAUCCCCUGAACGCCGGCGAGUAUCGUCAGUUACAAACAUGUUGUAAACUAACUCUUUAAAUCCCAAAUAACUGAGCCACACCAACAACUGAAAGUAUUUUGUUCUCCUUGCAUUGAUUCCUGUUUCCAUUUCCUGUGUAAUGGACUUGCCAGUAAUGACCACAGUGAUCUGAUAGAAGCUGACAGGUCUCCAUAUUAUCCGUUUCUGUGAGCUCAGAGCUGAACUGUGCAAGUCUGGGAAAUAAAACCAAGAUGGGAAGGGCUGAACCUUGAUUUCUCAUUUGCUUUGAAGCUACAUGAGAAAAUAAGUUGCAGAAAUAGGAAAUAACGUUUUCCAGUAAUUUUGCUGGAAUCUUUGCCUCCUUUAAGCUCAUUUUUUAGGCUUUACAUUCUAAUGUCACAACCUCAGCAUCUCUGUGAUCUCUGAAAUUAGUUUAUUCCUGCUGAAAGGAUUUUUUUAAACCAUUAAAAGCAACGAAAGCCCUCGAACUGUCCGUAUAGCAUUUAAUCAAAACUGGUGUAGGCCAAGACAAAUUUUAAAGAAAACCAAGAGAAAAUCGUUCAGUUUGGAGGGUUUUUUUCUGCUGUCCUCGGUGACACUGAAAAAGUGAGCCGAACCUCCCACAUCUGUGCGCUCCGCAGCUCUCCAGCGGGUCUUCUGCUGAACUCUGCACCGCCUGCCUCCGCGCCCACGGGAUCUUCAUUAUUUUAGCAAAUCGCUGGAUCUUCCUUGAACACUUUGCGCGGAUCUCUCCCCCUCUUCCUGCCUCUCCUCUGUGGCGUCGGUCUGCGCCCUCCCUCGCUUCAUUAUCCUGCACCUGCAGGCAGCGGACGUCUUCUCCCAGAUUGCUCCUCUCCUUUUUACCACCAUGACUUCCACAAAAGACGCGAACGGGCCGGGGAAAGCGCCUCAGCAGAACGAUCAGGACCUGGUGGGCAGCGCGCCUCCCCAGAGGAACUGGAAGGGAAUAGCAAUCGCUUUGCUGGUCAUCCUGAUCAUUUGUUCUCUGAUCGUCACCUCUGUCAUCCUGCUGACUCCUAGUGAAGAUGACAGCCUCGCUCUUAAGAAGAAAGUAACCAUCGAAGACGUCUUCGGUCUGGACCUCCACAUCCACGAUCCAGAUGCUAAGUGGCUCAGCGACAAUGAACUGCUGUUUCGAUCGAGGGAUGGAGAUGUUGUUGAGCUGAAUUUUGACACAAACAAGUCGAGGCUCAUCGUACCUGAUCAGCUGUUUUACCGAUCCAGAGCUGCCAAGUAUCAGGUGUCUCCAGACAUGCAGCAUGUCUUGUUUGCCUUUGAUCUAAAACCGAUCUACCAGCACUCCUACAUGGCCAAGUACAUCAUUUACAGCCUCAUAACACAGGAAACUUGGUCUUUGAAUCCCCCCGAGGUGCAUGAAGCUGUGCUGCAGUUUGCUGGAUGGGGACCUCAGGGCCAGCAGCUGAUCUUCAUAUUUGAAAACAACAUCUACUACAGAGCAACAGUGGAGAGCCGAUCGAUCCGCCUGGUUUCCUCUGGAAAAGAAGGGGUCAUCUUUAAUGGUCUGGCUGACUGGUUAUAUGAAGAGGAGAUCUUGCAGACCCACAUUGCCCACUGGUGGUCACCUGAUGGGCUGCGUUUGGCCUACAUGACCAUAAAUGACACGCUGGUCCCUAAAAUGGAAGUCCCAUUUUUCACUGGAACACCGUACCCCACCAGCCUGGACUAUCAUUACCCUAAGGCAGGUGAAGAAAACCCUGCAGUGCACCUGUCAGUGGUGAGCCUCCACGGGCCCUUGCACACGGUGGUGAUGAAGAAACCCGAAGACCCACGAAUAGGGAGGGAGUAUUACAUCACCAUGGUGAAAUGGGCCACCAACACCAAACUGGCAGUCAACUGGCUGAACAGAGCUCAGAACAACUCCAUCCUCACACUGUGUGAGGCCACUACUGGAGUCUGUAUCAAGAAACACGAAGAUGAGAGUGAAAGCUGGUUGCAUCGGCAGAAUGAACCACCACUCUUUUCCAAAGACGGCCACAAGUUCUUUUUCACCAGGGCGAUCCCUCAGGGUGGCAGAGGGAAGUUUUUCCACAUCUCCAUGUCCACCUCACUGCCCAACUCCAGCAGAGACAUCCUUCAGUCCCUGACUUCCGGAGACUGGGACGUUACCAGCAUCUUGGCGUACAAUCACGUCAAGAAUCUCAUAUACUUUCUGAGCACAGAGGACGACCCAAAGCGACGACACUUGUACAGCGCUGACACAAUCCAUCAUUUUAACCGCUGCUGCCUGUCCUGUGACUUCAAGUGUGGCUAUGUGGACGUUUCAUUCAGCCACAACAUGAAGUACUUCCUGCUCAGCUGCAAGGGCCCAGAUAUACCAAGUGUGGCUGUUUACAGAACUGAGGACAAACAGAAGAUGUUUGACGUGGAGUUGAACGAGAACGUAAACGCCACGUACAACAAUAUGCAGAUGCCAAAAGUGGAGAACAAGACCAUCACCAUUGAUGAUUACACUCUGACGAUGCAGAUUCUGAAGCCAGCAGGAUUCGUAAACACAGCCCUCUACCCACUGCUGCUCAUAGUGGACGGGACACCUGGUGGACAAAUGGUGACGGAGCAGUUCCAGGUGGACUGGGCCACUGUUCUGGUCAGCAGCUUCAGCACCAUCGUGAUACGGUUUGACGGUCACGGCAGCGGCUUUCAGGGCACCAACUUCCUCCACAAGGUCCGAAGGAAACUGGGGAAGCUGGAGGAGAUGGACCAGCUGGAGGCGCUCAGAUUCAUAUCCAAAGAGCCGUACAUCGACAAAACUCGAAUGGGAGUUUAUGGAAAGGCUUAUGGCGGAUAUUUGGCUACACUGCUUUUGAGCGCUGAAGAGUUCAGUCUGCUCAAAUGUGGAGCUGCUGUCUCGCCCAUCACAGAUUUUGAGCUUUAUGCAUCUGCUUUUUCAGAGCGAUACCUAGGUCCAAAGACAGAUUCUAGAGUAUACACGAUGGCAAAUUUAGCUCACAGAGCGGGUCUGCUCCCGGAGAAACAAUACUUAAUAAUACACCCAACAGCUGAUGAAAAGGUUCACUUUCAGCACACAGCCAAAUUUAUCAACCAUUUAAUCAGCGAGAAGGCCAAUUACACUCUACAGAUCUACCCAGACGAGGGACACUUUCUACACAGCGAGGGCACACGGCAGCACCUGAGUCAAUCUCUGGUUAACUUCUUUGAGGAGUGUUUCCGGAAGCCAGAGCUGCAGUCAGAAGAGGAGGAUGAGGUGGAGGAAGACAGCUAAACCAGAGCAACACUGGCCAGCUAUAGUACCACAGCACAUCAACCCAAAUCUACGCUGCCCUCCCCUCUCCUGUUUAAUCCGAGUAUAUCUCUAAUCUGAAGCACCUGCAUGUGCACACAGGGCAUCUGCCUGCAUCCCCUCUGCUCGCCUCAUGCUGGCUGUUGUCGUGGAAACCAGCCCAACGAGGCUGAAUCGACCUCAGGUGUGAACAGCUGCAUCUCUCUACAGAUAUUUGGACUAGUUCUCCAUCUGGUGGACAAAUAAAGGAUCAACACAACCUCCUUUAAGCAAAGCGCCUCUGUCCCUAAACCGGCACCUUAGCAAGUGCUUUGCAGAAUAUCCCCCCUGUGAAGAUAAGCUCAUUAAACUGACGUUUGACUCUUAAUAGGCUGCCAGUUUCUGAUAAACUUGCCAACUAACUUGCUGAUUAUUGUGUUCAUGAUUACUGCAAGUUGUUUUUUUUUCAGAUUCUCUGUUUGGUGUCGUGUGUGUGUCAGAGAGAGAGAGAGUGUGUGUGUGUGUGGCUGCAUCAGUCUCAGAAAUCAAAGGCACAAUGUUUAACUUGUUUUAAAGUGUAAUUUUAUUAUUUGUUCCCACACUUCUGAGAUGAACUCGUUUUUAGUCGCUGUGCCUUAUUGUGGGUGAGAUGUUCACACUAUGAGCCCACGACACAGAAAAUUAGUCGAACUUUGUCCAAAUCGAGCAUCAGAGGUAUUUGGAGCAAAGAUUUGACUUUUUUUUUUUUUGUUCUUCACAACAAAUGGAAAAGUUUAAUGUAAAAUACUCAAAGCGUCUCAGAAAACAAUGUACUGACCCAUGAAGCUGUUUAGUUUCCUGUCUCCAUGUUUUCUGUCUAUAUUGGUGACUUGAACUAUGCUAUUUUUUUAAUUUUGUGGUAAAUUUCUUUUGUGUGCUCUUGACUCUUUCCUCGAGUCACUUCUGUUCGUACAGUCUGUUUGUACAAAGUGUAUAAAACAGAAAUUUGUCUUUGUUGUAUGUGCAACUUGUACAUAAAGCAUUUUGAAAUGUA